AUGUACACUGCUGCGAAUCCGAACAAGGAGCGGCCCGAGGCCGACAAGCGCGAGAUGGAUGAAAAGUACAAGCCUGGCGACCAGGUUCUGCCCAAAGUCAAGACUCGGGAACGGACGGCAGAGGAGAAGCGGCUCGAGGAGGAAGACCGGAGACUGAUGGACGAGGUCAGGGAGAUGAGCCUGCUGGAGGCUGUUGAAGCAGCCCUGCCGGAGAGCCAGCAGGCAAGGUCGGCUCGAAGACAUGCGGAUGGGCGAAGCAGCGAUGGACGGGCUCGAUCGGGCUCCGAGAGCAGACGAAGCGAGUCUCGGCAGCGGCAGGUCGAGCAUCAGUCGUCACUACGGUCCCUGAUUGGGUCCGAAAUGAGUGAACGGGAUAUUGAGAGGGAAAUCGAAGAGUUUGCGCGGCAAAUCCAGGAAGAGGGUCUCUUAGACGGCCUCGACCUCGACAAUAUCGAUUUGAGCCGAGAUGACGAGCUCAGUCAGCGCAUCACCGAAGCGUAUAGGAGGCGGCAAAGGGGCCGAUCACGACAGGAGCAGUCGGAGAGGAGACCUGAAGGCCGCAGAGCCGGCAUAGGGCGCAUUCACGAUCAACAAGCGAGGCAGGCGACAGGAAUAGACCGCCAAUUUCGCCAUCAGCAAGUCUCGGGAAGCUCUAGCUCGGCGGCUGUGCCGGCUGCUGCUCACCCAGCCGAUACUCCCCCGAGGGGCAAUGGGCAUGGCGCGUCUUUUGCGAGCCGUACGCAGAGCUACCCAGCAGCAUCCACGCCGUCCCAUUCGAUUCCCCCUGAAUUGAUUGAACUCACAGCAGCACGGAGCUCCAAAGCAAACCGGCCAACCGAGGUGGUCAGCCCACCGGCCUCCCUGGUAUCCAGUCCUAUCGAGAGCCCAAUGGCGGGGACGUCGCGGCACCAACGCACACAAUCCCAGCUGUUCGAAGAGCCCUCCAUCAGCUGCUCGCGCUGCCAGAAAGCUGACAUUCAGUACGAUGUGCACUACAACUGCAGGGUAUGUCAUGACGGGCAUUGGAACCUGUGCGUUGACUGCUACCGAUCAGGCAAGGGGUGCCUUUACUGGUUCGGGUUUGGCUAUGGGGCCUGGAAGAAGUGGGAGAAGCGCAAGCAGGCCGACGAUACGAUAGCCAUGCCUCACAUGCUGAAUGCUGGUCGCUAUAUGCGGCCAGCCUCAACAACCGCCAGCGCCGACGGUAAGAAGACAAUGACGGUUGACGAUCCGAAAUCGAGACUGGAGACCGGCACAUUCUGUGCACGUUGCUUUGCGUGGACCAACGACUGUUUCUGGCGUUGCGACGUCUGCAACGAAGGCGACUGGGGGUUCUGCAACAACUGCGUAAACGAGGGCAAAUCAUGCAGCCACAGGCUCUUGCCGUUGGCUCACGAAGCAACACUCAAGUCGACGUACGUAUCUCGCAGUCCCCGGUCGGGCGGUCGACCCUCUACAGCGACUGUACUCAAUGCAUCGCAACUAUCUGGGAUCGGCCCAUUCAGGCCUCUGGCUUUCAAGACCAAGUGCGACAUAUGCAAGGAUACCAUCCCGUCCUCCGAACUGAGGUAUCACUGUUUCAGCUGCUCAAGCACGGCUGUGCAAGAUGCCACUCCUGGAGACUACGAUAUCUGCACAUCGUGCUACAGCGGCCUGGAGUCAAAGGGGGAUAUCAGCGAAGAGAACGGGUCGUCGGGCUGGAGAAGAUGCCCCAGUGGCCACAGAAUGGUUGUUGUCGGGUUCAUGGAGGGCAAGCUUGGACAGUGGCGAUCUGUGGAGAGAGAUCUUGUUGGCGGGAGGGCCCUUCGCUCUGAGCCCCUCGAGAACAUUGCGCAUCCCGACUUUAUGAAGUGGUCAUGGUAUGAGGGAGAUGGAAAGCGAGAGCGCCUCGUCACCACAGAUGUGUCAGCGACAGCUCCGGAUAGGCUCGGCGAGAUUUUGUAUGCGCGCGAGUUCCCCCCAGAUGGAGGCUCUGGCUUGACAGCCCAUGCCAUGUGGGCGUGGUAUCCCAAACCCGGGGCUGAGGACGAGCUGACGUUUCCACGCGGAGCCGAUAUUCAGGAGAUACGGGAUAUCAACGGCGACUGGUUCUUUGGGACGUACAUGGGGGCCAAGGGCGUGUUCCCGGCGCCCUACGUCAAGAUGGCACAACACUCAUGA
Messenger RNA from Trichoderma reesei QM6a, 2160 nucleotides. RefSeq lists its product as hypothetical. Lineage: Eukaryota; Fungi; Ascomycota; Sordariomycetes; Hypocreales; Hypocreaceae. The record is from RefSeq and is a predicted model, not a curated record. The transcript is spliced from 4 exons. Gene Ontology annotation, molecular function: protein binding. Bases 1 to 2160 code for a protein of 719 amino acids.